AUUUCCAUCACAACUCUAGCAUACUCCAAAACAAAGGGGAUAAUCUAACGAAAAAAUAUAUAUAUAUGUGGCGAAUAAAAGACACAACAUGCCACUCCCACUCCUACAUCUCCGUUCACUCCACCGUCGCAUUCGCCCCUCCCACGCCCUCACUCUCUCCGUCUCCCGCUACUUCAUGGCUGCCGCCGAGCCCAUAAGCCCAUCCAACACCCGCUACUUCAUGGCUGCCGCCGAGCCCAUAAGCCCAUCCAACACCCGCGUGGGCUGGAUCGGCACUGGCGUCAUGGGCCAGUCCAUGUGCUCCCACCUCAUCCGGGCCGGCUUCUCCCUCACCGUCUUCAACCGCACCCUCUCCAAGGCCCAACCCCUCCUCGACCUCGGGGCCCACCUCGCCGACUCCCCACACGCCGUCGCCGCCACCUCCGACGUCGUCUUCACCAUCGUCAGCUAUCCCUCCGACGUCCGCUCCGUCCUCCUCGACCCCACCACCGGCGCCCUCGUCGGCCUCCGCCCCGGUGGCAUCCUCGUCGACAUGACAACCUCGGACCCCUCCCUCGCCGUCGAAAUCGCCGCCGCCGCCUCCUCCAAAAACUGCCACUCCAUCGACGCCCCUGUAUCCGGCGGCGACCGCGGCGCCAAGAACGGAACCCUAGCGAUCUUCGCCGGAGGCGAAGAAUCCACUGUAAAAAACCUCGAACCCCUGUUCUCUCCGAUGGGGAAGGUGAACUACAUGGGUGGAAGCGGGAAGGGGCAGUUCGCGAAACUCGCGAACCAGAUAACGAUCGCGUCGACGAUGGUGGGGUUGGUGGAAGGGAUGGUGUACGCGCAGAAAGCAGGGCUGGAUGUGGAGCUUUACCUGGACGCGAUUUCCACCGGCGCGGCGGGUUCGAAGUCGCUUGAUUUGUACGGGAAGAGGAUUCUGAAGAGGGAUUUUGAAGCAGGGUUCUAUGUGAAUCACUUUGUGAAGGAUUUGGGGAUUUGUUUGAAGGAGUGUCAGAAGAUGGGUAUUGCUUUGCCUGGUUUGGCACUUGCUCAGCAGCUUUAUGUGUCACUUCAGGCUCAUGGUGAAGGUAACUUGGGUACUCAGGCUCUUGUUUUGGUUCUGGAGCGACUCAACAAUGUUUCUCUAACACAAUCUUCCUCUGCAACAUGAUGAUGAUCUUUGUUGUUUCAUGUGUGAUAUAGUGCAUGUUUGGAUAAUUUUCAACAUUUGAUGUGACUUGCUUUCUGAGUCUUAAAAUUGAUUUUGAGAAAAGAAAAAUUUAUCCAAACAUACUAAUACUGAAUUCAGCAAUAAAAAUUAUGUAUCUGGUGUUCAAUUCUUUAUGUUAUGAAUGCCAAACAGUAGGUUUGUAUUGGAUUGUAGGUACUGGUAAAAUGUGCUCUGAGAAUAUGUGACUUGUAUUUCUGUUAUAACAUGGUGAGAGUAGGAAGCUUUUUCUGUUU
Molecule: messenger RNA, 1446 nt
Organism: Lotus japonicus
Lineage: Eukaryota; Viridiplantae; Streptophyta; Magnoliopsida; Fabales; Fabaceae
Product: probable 3-hydroxyisobutyrate dehydrogenase-like 1, mitochondrial
Exons: 1
Coding region: 89-1153 (354 amino acids)
Molecular function (GO): NAD binding; oxidoreductase activity; NADP binding
Source: RefSeq, a predicted model, not a curated record